Messenger RNA from Indicator indicator, 357 nucleotides. It is a transcript of the gene C34H11orf52, whose product is annotated as chromosome 34 C11orf52 homolog. The record is from RefSeq and is a predicted model, not a curated record. NCBI's taxonomy places the organism in Eukaryota, Metazoa, Chordata, Aves, Piciformes, Indicatoridae. Bases 1 to 357 code for a protein of 118 amino acids. The transcript has 4 exons. Gene Ontology annotation, cellular component: extracellular exosome.
AUGGGCAACCUCCCCAGCUGCGGGCGGCCGUGGAACUGUCCUUCACCUUUUAAAAGAAAGAAAGAAAAGCAAGGAGCUAAUGUGAGAUAUGAGAGCCAACAGCAUCAGCCUGGCAGGCAGGCUCCAACGUACGAAGAUGUCCCGGAGUUCCCUGUCUAUGCCACAGUGAGCAAGGGCCAGACCGUGCAGCAGGACGACAGCAUUCACUAUGCAGACAUCCAGGUGUUCAGCAAGGCCAGGGAGCGCUCUGCAGCAGAGGUGAAGAACUUACAGAUGCAGAAUGCCACAGAGUAUGCCACCCUCAACUUCCCCCGGCCCAGGCUGAAGUACGACAGCAAGAACGGGACCCUGGUGUAA